GGAAACCAGCCAGCCAAUAGGCGGCGGGGCAUCUCUUUAGACUUCCGGUCAAAAACGGAGGGAGAAAGUCAGCAUGUCCGGCCUCUCUGCGCCGCUUCCGAAGGGACCCGGAAGGAUGGACUCGGACCUGCUGCCAGUUCGCCAUAUGGUUCAAGAAGCCAUUGAAACUCUCUCUUCUUCUCGAGAUUCCAGCCAGAUCUCUCGGGCGUUGCAGGCGGUGAAGGGUUAUCUCGGCAGAACUGAAAAUCCUGCUUCUGUGAAAGAGCAGGAAGAAUUUAUCAGAUGUCAUUUUACCACCUUUUUACAGUGUCUGACAAAUAGCUUGAGCCCUGAUUGCUUAGGGCAGUUCCAGUCAGAUGAAGAGAAGGAACUGUGGGCCAGCUUUUUCCUAGAAGGACCAGCAGACCAGUCUUUUAUGGUUCUUUUGGAUGCCAUAAUUUCUACAAGAUCCAGUUUUUGUCUGAACCAACUGGCGGACGUCUUGGAGCAGUUUCUUCGCAGAGACGGGCUGUCGGCGUUGAUGUGGGAGGUCUGCAAGCGGCAGACGCAGGUUGGGCCUCCGGUGCUGCAGGAAGCCAUUCUGGGCCGGAUCGUGUGCCUGCCGGAUCAUUUAGCCAACAAGCUCCAGGGAGGAAACCGGCCCGUCUUCUUCCCCCAGAACUACUUCCCGUUGCUUGGCGUGGCGCUGGUCCAGGUGCUGGAGAGGAUUUUUGAUUCGCUGCGAGACGGCUUGGAUUGCUCAAUCUCCUUUGUGUCCCAGGUGCUGGGGAAGGGAUGUGCGCACGGAAGAAAACGAGAGAUCUUGGGUGUGUUGGUGCCCCACCUGGCAGACCGUACGCAGUCGGACUGCAUCUGGCAGAGGAUGUCCUGGCGCUUGGUCGAAAGCGUGCCUGACCGCUGGAUGGAAGCUGUUGUCUGUGGUUUUGUUCAGUCGGCAGGCGGGUCUGCCGCGUUGACCCGUCUGCUGGGGAACUUGGUUCUCAAGAGCAAGAAGGCGCAAUUUGUGAUGACCCAGAAACUGCUGCUCUUCCAGUACAACUACCCAACGGCGGUGUUGCAGACGCUCCUUGGAUACUUGGCCCUGGAAAGCAUGCGGCGUCCUUUACUGAUCAAAGUGUUUAAAGAGCUGCUAGAGGUCUGGGGAAGCAGCAGUGCCCUGAGGCACUCCCCUGUGGAGCAGCGGCUGUACAUCAGCAAGGCCAUCCUGGUCUGCCUCUCUCACCUGAAAGAGGAAGACCUCAGAAGCAACAGGCCAGAGCUGCUCACAAGCUUCAUGGAAGGGAUGAAGUGCCAUCUGGACAGCAACUCGCCCCGAAUCCGCUUGAUGGGAAUGGUUGUGGCCGAGUGCCUUAGCGAGAAGAUUACGCCUGAAGGCCCUGCCUUGAAAUUCCAGUAUGAAGAAGACGAUGAAAUCAAAGAACUGAAAUCCUUGCUGACAGAGAAACCUGAAGAAAUCUCUGCUGGUGAUGCACCGGGUAUCAAGAACGGUAUCCCAGCCGCAAGUCCAAGAGAAGCUCCGAAGCCCAUCAUGAAGGAAGUCCCCGAAGAAGUGGCUCAAGGAGCAGACUCUGAACUCGAUAGUGACGAUGAGCUUGUUGCGUAUGACAUGUCCCACGACAAAGAACUGAAAAAGACCAAGGCUCCCACCUACCUGCGAGACUGUAUUGAAAUCUUGACCGGGCCUGAAGACGCAGACAGAUACGAAGCUGCGAUGACUGUCCUGGAGACUCUGGUCCGAAAGAAUGCCGCAGCCGUGCGGGAGAUGGGUGUGGAACUGGUGAAAGUAUUGCUGCAUUUGGAAGAGAAAAGCUACAUCGAAGGCUUCGUGGGGCUUCGGCAAAGUGCCAUGACGGCCAUCGUUGUCACAGACCCAAUCCCAGUGGCCCAGUAUCUGACCUCCGAGUUCUACUCCGUGAAUUAUAGCCUCCGCCAGCGGAUGGACAUCUUGGACGUGCUGGCUAUGGCGGCUCAGGAACUUUCUCGGCCAGUUUCUCCAGAAUCAAAGCAGCCUCCCCAAAGCGACGGCAGCCGGAUUCAGUUUACCGGGAGUUCUCCUUCGGAUUGGCGAAAAGUUGUGGAUGAGAGGAUCAAGAGCAAGACCCGGAGGUUUGCAAAGGGUCGGUCCCAAGCAGGGCCACGGUGGGCACCGAAUCGGUUUGGUCCUGUGGCCGGACAUUUCUUCUUCCCGCUUCUUCAGAACUUUGACAGGCCGCUGAGCACUUUUGACCUUCUGGGAGACGACCACCUGGUCUUGGGCCGCCUGGCACAUACCUUGGCCAUCCUGAUGUACUUUGCUGCCAACACUGUGGUAGCAACUGCGAUGGGAAAGGCACUGCUGGAGUUCGUUUGGGUGCUGCGUUUCCACACAGAUACGUACGUGCGCCAAGGGCUCCUCUCGUGCGUGUCGUCCCUGCUCCUUAGUCUCCCGGCUGAGCUUCUCCUCGUGGACGUGGCAGAGGAGCUUCUGGAAACCAGGUUUUGGCUGGCAGAUGUUGCAGAGAAGGACCCGGACGGCGAGAGCAGAAGGCUGGCCGUGCAGAACCUGCUCCUGAUCGAAAGCCUGAAAAAAAGGCUCGAAAGCCCUCCUCCCUAAGGAAGGGGAGGGUGGCCCUUUUGCUCCCGCCUUGCUUACUUUGAUAGCUCGGAAUAUCUACAACUGUGAGUAGGAGGUUUGCACAACGGAUUUGGAAAUCGUUAAGCUUAAUGUUUGGGGAGAACACCUCUGGCUGUGUCUCGGAUCUGGUAAAUAUUUCGCUCCGUCGUAAAAGGAAGGAAGACGAGUUGAAGGGAUCCUCAAGGAGCAUCUACUCUCAGGUGUUUUGGACUGCAACGCCCAGCAUUCCUCACAGCCUCAGGCCCUUUCCUUUUCCCCCUCCGCCGCUUAAGCGGCGGAGGGGGAAAAGGAAGGGGCCUGAGGCUGUGAGGAAUGCUGGGCGUUGCAGUCCAAAACACAGUAAACUAUCCAUCUUGUAACGUGGUAUAAAAAUGCACAAAACCACAAUGUGAGUUGUACAAGAAUAUUAAAUGUAUUUAAAAAAAAAAAGACCCAAUUAGUCCAUAUAAUUGUCCCGUGUCCUUCAGAAGGCCUCGGCUUCGUCGGCCACGUCCUCCUCCACCUCCUUGUCCUCCAGGCUGUUGUGGCGGAGCCUCUCCGGGGCCGGGUUCCGACUCGGCGGGAGGCCCAGCCCUCGGUGGACGGCCUCCGUGGUUUGCUGGCUGACGUAGUAGCCGAGGUUCACGACGGGGAUCUUCUUCCGCAUCUCUUCUAGGUACCGGUAGGCCUAGUCGGGAACGAAAGGAGCCGCAUUAAUCAUCCCAGAGAGCCACAUUCAGGCUCAUGUUGACAAGUUAAAUGCAUCCACCCUGUUAAUGUGGGAUUUGUGUAUUGAGAGUGUUUAAAUGCAAUUUGUGCCAUGCUUGUGUUGCAACUAAUUGCAUCAUCCAGAAUGUACCAUAGUGUGGAAAGAGUUAUUGCCAAGAAGCUAGGAUGACCGUGAUAUGUGGCUGGAACUAGGGAGUAUCCAGACACAAGUGUUUGUGCAUAACGAUUGGGUCAGUUCAGUUGAAUUCUGUCUGCCUAGAGUUAAUGUGGGAUUUGUGUAUGGAUAGUGUUUAAAUGCAAUUUGUGCCAUGCUUGUGUUGCAACUGAUUGCAUCAUCCAGAAUGUACCAUAGUGUGGAAAGAGUUAAUUGCCAACAAGCUAUGAUGGCCUUGGUGCGUGGCUGGAACUAGGGAGUAUCCAGACACAAGUGUUUGUGCAUAACGACUGCGUCAGUUCUGUUCAGUUCUGUCUGCCUAGAGUUCGAGUCAAGUUCUGUUGGAGAACAGAACAGUCCUGUGUUCGUCUGUCGUCUGCAAGUCUGUUUGUGUUGAUUAUUGCUGCAUACAGUAAAACUUCGUAAAUAGUUUUA
Messenger RNA from Anolis carolinensis (green anole), 3911 nucleotides. RefSeq names its product telomere maintenance 2 (gene telo2). Gene Ontology annotation, molecular function: telomeric repeat DNA binding; Hsp90 protein binding. Gene Ontology annotation, cellular component: cytosol. NCBI's taxonomy places the organism in Eukaryota, Metazoa, Chordata, Lepidosauria, Squamata, Anolidae. Bases 74 to 2593 code for a protein of 839 amino acids. The record is from RefSeq and is a predicted model, not a curated record. Gene Ontology annotation, biological process: telomere maintenance via telomerase; protein stabilization. The transcript has 21 exons.